Molecule: messenger RNA, 1743 nt
Organism: Neoarius graeffei (lesser salmon catfish)
Lineage: Eukaryota; Metazoa; Chordata; Actinopteri; Siluriformes; Ariidae
Gene: bicdl1
Product: BICD family like cargo adaptor 1
Exons: 11
Coding region: 1-1743 (580 amino acids)
Biological process (GO): vesicle transport along microtubule; Golgi to secretory granule transport
Source: RefSeq, a predicted model, not a curated record
AUGUCAGAUUUCGGCCUGAAUCUAAACACUGUUUCGUCCGUUGCGGCCGAGAUUUCAGCACCAGCUGAGGUGGACAGAGCCUGCGCGGACUGCGACUCGCAAACUCCUCCAGCUUCAAGAGCAGACUUCACUCAUCCGCCCCCAUUCACUCCUCUGCAUCAGUCACUCCUACACGCCGGCUCCGGAGGCCUCGGCACGGUCCUGGAGGAAGAACUGGCCAUGCUUACGCGGGAACGGGAAGAAGAACUGGUCAUAAACGAACAGGACACAGAUCUUGUAGCGCUCUUCCGGCAGAAAGAGAAGGACUUGGUUCUGGCUGCAAAACUCGGGAAAGCGUUGCUCGAGAGAAAUCAGGACCUCACGAAGCAAUAUGAAAAAAUGACCAAGGAACUGAACGAAAAGCUAGAGAUUCUGGAGCAGGAGAAGCAUGAGUUGCAGCAACGCUUGGAGAGACGAGAAGGCGAGUGGGAGAGUCGUGUGGCUGAGCUGGAGACUGAUCUUCAGCAGCUCAAGUGUGAGCUGGAGAAGCACAAGGUACAGCUGCGUGAGGCUGAUCGGGACAAGACCCGCACCAUUACCGAACUCUCAGAACAAAACCACAGUCUGCUCGAGCAGCUGAACAGAGCUGCUGAUGUGGAGAGACAGCUGUGCACUCAGGUCCAUUCACUGAGGGAUGAUUUCAGAGAGAAGAACAUCUCCAAAAACCAACACAUGACACAACUAGAGAGCCUACAAGCACAGGUAGGGCUUGAGAUAAGGAUGCUGUCUGAGCGCAAGCAGGAACUUGAGCAAUGUUUAACCACAUUGCAUGAGGAGAAUGAACAGCUGCACAGCACUGCUGACAACUGGAAAGAGCAGACACUUGUGUUGGAGAAGUUAUGCCACGAGAAGGACUUGCAGCUGCAGCAGAGUCAGUUGGAGCUGCAGGAGGUGUGUGUGUCUCAUCGGCAGUUAAGUGCCCGUUUGGCAGAGAUGACUGAGGAGAAAAGUCUCCAGGGCUUCAGCUCUAACAGUCACUCACUGCUGUGUGAGAUAGAGCAGAGCAUGGAGCAGGAGGAGCUCGAGCAGGAGAGAGAGCAGUUGCGUCUGCAGCUAUGGGAAGCUUAUUGCCAGAUUCGCUCUAUCUGCUCCCAGCUGAGAGGAAAUGACAUCACAGACUCUGCCCUGUCCACGGAUUCAUCUAUGGAUGAGUCAUCAGAAACAUCAUCAGCUAAAGAUGUGCCUAUGGAUAGCUUGCAGUCCAGUCUACUUGAGCUGCGGAGACUUGCACAAAACCUGCUGGAUAGCAAUGAGUCUACAGGAUCACGCCGCAGUGAUGAGGAUGUGCUGGAAGAGCAGGUGCGGAAACUGAGUGAGGAACUGCGAGAAGCACGAGAGCAUUAUGAACAGGAGCAGGAAAGAGUACAGAGCACUCAGGAAGACAUGCUGAAACUCCAUAAUCAGAUUGCACUUCUCUCCUUAGAGGUCUGCUCAUCACAGGAGGAGAAUAAGAGACUAAGAGUGUCGGAGGUUCGAGAACCAAGUGAACAACUACAAAAUGCCAUUCGAGACCGAGAUGCUGCCAUCGCCAAAAAGAAAGCAGUGGAGAUGGAGUUGGCGAAGUGUAAGGUAGACAUUAUGUCUCUGAACAGCCAGCUCCUUGAUGCUAUCCAGCAGAAGUUUAAUCUGUCCCAGCAGUUAGAAGCCUGGCAGUUUGCCUCCUCAGGGCUGUUCACUGUGUGGCUCUUGUGGUUUCUGAUCUAG